Manihot esculenta (cassava) is the source of this 875-nucleotide messenger RNA. Its product is annotated as ycf20-like protein. The coding region runs from base 280 to 747 and encodes 155 amino acids. NCBI's taxonomy places the organism in Eukaryota, Viridiplantae, Streptophyta, Magnoliopsida, Malpighiales, Euphorbiaceae. The record is from RefSeq and is a predicted model, not a curated record. The transcript is spliced from 2 exons.
AAGCAACAUCUAGUAAAGCGACAUGUCGUCUCUAGGUAAUUGGCCAAACAAAGAAAACGGCGAGUGAGUGGUCGAAAACGUCAAAUCUUUCGCAGAGUCACCCGCCGCUUCACUUCUGAUAAUACCAGGUCGGCUGUGAGCUCUCUCUUUAUCUCAACUCUCAUUGAGGAGAUGUGGUAGAAUCAAGAAUGGCAUGAACGCCUCUAAUUGUACGCUACUCCAACUGUCAUUUGUGAGCCAAGGUGAUUCCGAUUGACCAUUUGGAUAAUAUCAUCUCUAAUGGCACAAGCUGUGAGUUUGAUUCAAGCAAGCCCCUUCAAAGUGGGCUUCAUUCAUAAAAGAAGAGUUUCACAUGGGAAAUAUGAAAUCCUUGUUUCUAGAACAUCACGUAGGAUGCUCACUAUCCAAGCUGUACAGGAGAAUGGAGGGCCCCGAAGAUUAGUUGAUAUUAUCAGAAUUGUGCCUGAGAUUUCCAGGAAUUACUUUCGAAGUCCUUCAAGGAGGGCACUUUUUGGUGGAAUAUCCUUGUUAGGUGGAUUUUAUGUGGCACAAACUAUCUCUCUGUCAUUUGGAGCUUUAGGAGUAAAUGAUGUCAUUGCUGCAGUGAUCUGCGUUCUGCUGACAGAGUACGUGACAAGGUUUUAUUACAGCCGGCCAAAGGUAACAUUUCCUGUUGCCCUCCUCAACAAUUUCAAGAUGGGUUUCACUUAUGGCCUCUUCAUUGAUGCAUUCAAGCUUGCCAGUUAAUUGUUUCAUUAGAAGUUGUUUGAAUUGUGGGUAUUCCCAUAUUCUAUUAUUGAUUGGAGGUGUUCGCUUCUGUAGAGUUCUUUUGUUUCACCAUUCUGGUCUGAAAUAUAUAUUUCUCAUUCAUACUA